Malus domestica (apple) is the source of this 1267-nucleotide messenger RNA. RefSeq names its product OVARIAN TUMOR DOMAIN-containing deubiquitinating enzyme 5. The record is from RefSeq and is a predicted model, not a curated record. Gene Ontology annotation, biological process: protein deubiquitination. Gene Ontology annotation, molecular function: cysteine-type deubiquitinase activity. NCBI's taxonomy places the organism in Eukaryota, Viridiplantae, Streptophyta, Magnoliopsida, Rosales, Rosaceae.
GAAAGUGAAACAAUUAUCCUUGGCCCCUUUCAAUUGGGGCUUUUGCGGAGAGUUGAGUGAAAUAGGAUUUAGACAUAAGGGGUUAGGGCUUUUGCCGUGACAAGCUUCAUAGGACUUAACUUGCGAUCGCCGUCGACGGCAAAGGGGGACUCUUGGGGUUGUUUCAAUGGAGGAUGCACAAGAAGUAUCUGAUACAAUGUCAGACAAAGCUUCUGAGGAAACGCAGGAAACUCGCGAUGAAAUGCUUUCUAGGCACAGGAAAGAGAUAUCAAAACUUCAGGACAAGGAAACUGGAAUGAAAAAGGCAGCUGCCAAAGGGAGCAAGGCUGAACAAAAAGCUAAGAAAAAGCAGGUGGAGGAACAGAUUACUCGGCUUUCUGCUAAUCUCAAAGAAAAACAGGCUGCAGAACUUGCUUCCUUAGGCUAUAGCGCUAGUAACGGAAAUGAGAAGAGCAAACUCGACACUUUAGUGAAGGCCAUAGCUGGUGUUUCUGUCACCAGUCAACCUGAACAUGCAAAGCCCAGCAAGAGCUCAAAGAGGCGAGAAAAGAGGGCUCAGCAAGAUGCAGCUAGGGAGCAAAGAAUUCAAGAAGAGCAGAGCAACCUAGUAAGUGAUCGAGUGAUUGAGGAUGAGAAACUAGAGAAAAAGCUCGAACCCUUUGGCUUGAUCAUUAAAGAAAUAAAGCCCGAUGGACAUUGCCUCUACCGAGCUAUCCAGGAUCAGCUGGCUCACCUUUCAGGAGGUUCAUCACCUUACACGUACCAACAGCUUCGAGAAAUGGUGGCUGCUUAUAUGAGGAAGCAUGCAUCUGAUUUUCUCCCUUUUUUCUUAUCGGAGAAUCCGGCAGAUGGAGAUUCUGAUGAUUCACUUGCAGAGAGGUUUGAGAACUACUGUAAAGAAGUGGAGUCAACAGCAGCAUGGGGAGGACAGCUAGAGCUUGGUGCUUUAACUCACUGCCUCAAAAAGCCUAUCAAGAUAUACUCAGGAUCCUUCCCUGAUGUGGAGAUGGGCAAGGAGUACAAAUCCGAUAGCGCGACUGGUUCCUCCGAUUCGCGGAUUAUGUUGUCAUACCAUAAGCAUGCAUUUGGGCUUGGUGAGCACUAUAAUUCCGUAGUUCCAAUAUGAUCAAAUAGCUGCAACCGUGGAUGCACACUUGCUCAUCUGGUUUGUAAUUUGUGGUGUGAACAAGCACGUUUUGCGCCCUGAAUUAACUAUCGAUACUACAAAGACUGGUUAUAUUGAGAUUGGUUUUUCUUUUUCUGAGGA